This is a messenger RNA of Lucilia sericata (common green bottle fly), 717 nucleotides long. Its product is annotated as E-selectin-like. The record is from RefSeq and is a predicted model, not a curated record. Lineage: Eukaryota; Metazoa; Arthropoda; Insecta; Diptera; Calliphoridae. The coding region runs from base 46 to 567 and encodes 173 amino acids. The transcript has 3 exons.
UUAAAUACUCGCAGUUUUCAGCAGUCAUAAAUUGUAGUUCACAAAAUGAAUACUUCAUUAAUACUGCUAUCGAUAGUAAUUGUUUUAAGCUGCUCCACAGCGAAAGCAGGAAAUUUUUAUACUUCUGCCAGUAAUAAGGUAUAUUAUGUGGAACCAGCCUAUAAUUACAAAUGGUUUGAGGCCCAUAUCGAGUGUUAUAAUCGUAAUAUGACCCUAUUUACCAUAGAAAAUGAAGAUUCAUUUUAUGAUCUCUAUAAUGUUUUAAUAAGUGGAAAAUUCAAUCGCAAACCACCACAUCUUUGGAUAGGUGCUAUUGGGGCUCAACGUAAAUUUACUUGGAUUUUAAAUGGCAAACCUGUCAUCUGGAAAUAUAGCAGUUUUGAUAAUGCUAGAAAUUCAGAAAAUUGUUUGCAGAUGUAUGAAAACACUAAAGAUCUUAAUGAUCGAAAUUGUGUGGAUCAAUUGGGUUUUGUGUGUGAAGAGAAUCGUUAUCAAAAUAACAAGUGUGAUCAAAUGAAAAUGCCGGAAAAACAUAUAGUCUUAAAUAUACAUCAGCAUAAGAACUAGUGUUAAUUAGUGGACUUUGUAUAUUCAAAAUUUGUAUAAAAUAGUUAUGGUCUAAGAUUUUCUUAGUAUAUUUAAGAAAUAAAAACUCAUGUGCUAGAUCAUGUGGGUUCCAUGUCCACUUGAUCUAGCUCUGAUCUGUUUUAAUACUAA